Penicillium alfredii is the source of this 693-nucleotide messenger RNA. RefSeq lists its product as uncharacterized. Bases 1 to 693 code for a protein of 230 amino acids. Gene Ontology annotation, molecular function: demethylase activity; oxidoreductase activity. The transcript has a single exon. The record is from RefSeq and is a predicted model, not a curated record. Gene Ontology annotation, biological process: oxidative demethylation. Lineage: Eukaryota; Fungi; Ascomycota; Eurotiomycetes; Eurotiales; Aspergillaceae.
AUGGAGGGACGAAGUCCAUUCACAGAGCUACCCAUCGAGCCACGCGGCCUGCUAUGGCACGAAGACUUCAUCACACCGGAACACGAGCAACAACUCAUCUCAAUCUUUCAACAUGAGCUAGAAUGGCCCGACCGGCCGGGGCGACUAUCCCUACACUACGGCUACUCAUUCGACUACAAAACCUUUGGCAUAGACCCGGACAUCCCGUACAAGGAGUUCCCCGCCUGGCUGCAGCCGCUGAUCCCCACGACCGAGGCGCGGCCGCCGGAGCAGGUGUGUCUGCAGUACUACCCGCCGGGCGCGGGCAUCCCGCCGCAUGUAGACGCGCACAUGGCGUACGACCAGCUGUACGCGCUGUCGCUGGGCGCCCCAGCCAUGAUGCAGUUCCGCAAGGGCGAGCGCCAGAUCGAGGUUGAUUUGACCCCGUGCAGUAUGAUGCAGCUCACUGGUGAGGCGCGCUUGCAUUGGACGCAUGGGAUUAGGAAGCGCAAGACUGAUACCCUCGCUGACGGUACUGUGAGGCCGCGUGCGGACCGCUGGAGUAUUACCUAUCGGUGGGUUCGGGACGGGGACUGUGAAUGUGGGAAUGUCGAGCUUUGUGAUGUCGCUCAGCGGCGAAAUGGGGUCGAGAAAGAGAAGCGGUCUUUAAAACAGUCUAUUGCGAAAAGUACAGAUGAGGAUCCAGCUCCUUAA